This is a messenger RNA of Cylas formicarius (sweet potato weevil), 1217 nucleotides long. Its product is annotated as acyl-CoA Delta(11) desaturase-like. The transcript is spliced from 5 exons. NCBI's taxonomy places the organism in Eukaryota, Metazoa, Arthropoda, Insecta, Coleoptera, Brentidae. Gene Ontology annotation, molecular function: iron ion binding; stearoyl-CoA 9-desaturase activity. Gene Ontology annotation, cellular component: endoplasmic reticulum membrane. The record is from RefSeq and is a predicted model, not a curated record. Gene Ontology annotation, biological process: unsaturated fatty acid biosynthetic process. The coding region runs from base 55 to 1029 and encodes 324 amino acids.
UGCAGCUUGAAGCAAAUUUACGCAUACUAGCGCGAAUUUUUAAUUAUAGCAGUUAUGGUAAUCGAUAAUUCGCCAAAUUUCACACUGCCGGCAAUCACGAAUAAAGAUAAAUACAAAUGUUUCCUCGGCGAAUUCGAAACCCCACUCGUGUGGAAAAAUAUUAUCUCUCAUUCAAUUUUACAUAUAGUGGCCGUGUGUUAUAUUUUUAUACACGAUUAUAAAAAUCAUCCGUGGAUUAUGGUAUAUGCAUAUACUAUAUUCGUAAUUUCUAUAUUCGGAAUAAAUGGCGGGGCUCACCGUCUUUGGACUCACCGAUCAUACAAAGUGAAGACGCCGUUGAAAGUUAUACUUUUGGUUUCAUAUUCGACGACUGGAAUGUACUCGGUGUUAGAUUGGGUGCGUGAUCACAGGGUUCACCACAAAUACUCAGACACUAACGCCGAUCCGCACAACAUCAAUAGAGGAUUUCUUUUCGCUCAUGUCGGAUGGCUCUGCAUGAAAAGGCACCCUGACGUGAUCAAGAAAGGGCGUGAAAUUGACAUAAGUGACAUAAAAGAUGAUCCACUGAUCAGAUUUCACACAAAGUAUUAUCAGUGGUUUCGGCUGUUUUUCUGCUUUGUGCUUCCCUCGAUGAUCCCGCCAUUACUAUGGGGUGAACCAUGGAUCGUGUCCAUUUUGACAAAUUCGUUUGUUAAAUACGCUGCGGUCCUAAACGCGACUUGGACUGUAAAUAGUUUAGCACAUUAUUUUGGAAACAAACCAUACGAUAAAAACCUAAGACCAACUCAGAACUUACUAGUGGCGUUCCUGACAAAGGGCGAGGGGCACCACAACUUUCAUCACGCUUUCCCUUGGGAUUAUAGAGCAUCAGAAUUUUUGCAUAUGUUCCAUGUCACGACUAUUGCCAUUGAAUUCUUUCAUAAACUUGGUUGGGCGUACGACUUGAAAACUGUUUCGCCUGAAGUACUUCGGAAGACUAUUGAACGGUGUGGUGAUGGCACUCACGAACUAUCCAAACUAACUAACUGAAACUACUCAAAAUUAGAUCAAUUUGAUAUGGAAUCCACCGUUGAAGGGUUUUUGAUUAUUACUAUAGAAAUAUCUUCUUUGGAAGAAAACUUGUAUUUGUUCUCCCGCCUCCAUCCGAAUUUCUGGACCAAAUUAUUUAAAAUGUAUAUAAGCAAAUGAUUGCUGCGAAAUUAAAUAGUGACAUGGUU